GAUUUUGUCUUUACCUGAAUUAAUGAGUUUCGUACUAAUUGAUAUUCAGAGCACUUUCAAAAUAAACAACAAUCAGCUGAUUUAUUACCAUUUUAAAUUACUCUUCUCUCGCUCGAGUUGUGUUGUCGGCUGAAACGCGUUUUGAUAACAGUACUUGAUAAUGAUAAGGUUCUAUUAGUGCUUUGACCGAUUUCAACUUUUAAUCGCGAAAAAUGGGUGAUGUUGGGGACUCAAAACAUUGCUUAAUAAGACAAAUUUUUGAAACAAUGAGUUAUGGAGACGAUUCUGAAAACAUUACUGAAGUGACUGAGUGGUUAAAGAGCAAAGAAAAUCGCAUAUUUCUCCAUAUUGGUAAAAAAGAUGAAGCACCAAAUGGAGAAACUUUAUCAAUUAAAAAUGUAAACAACGAUGAGGCUUUAUGUAACAUUUUUGUACCUGAAGCAGCUACAGUGGAAGCCGUUUUGAAGAAGUUAGGAGAGGCAAAAAAUGCAUGGUUUGAAAUAGUCCCAUUUAAACGGGCAGAAAUAAUUCAUAAAUUUGGGAGUGAGAUUUGCAAGAAACAGAAUUUAUUUGCACAACUUGAAGUUGCCAUCCGUGGUAUUCUUAGUAAAGACACUAAAAAAGUCUUGCCGCUACUUACCGACUGUUUGCAAUACUAUUCCAGCUUCAGUCUAAAAUAUAAUUCGGGAAAUUCUUCAUGGAAACCCGAGGGCUUAGUGGUGGCAAUUUUAUCAGACGUGAAUUCGUUAGCGACCUUUGGUUACAUAUUGGGGCCUUGUUUAGCAGCAGGUUACAAUAUAAUCCUACAGACUGGUCCGCAACUUUCUUUAGUGGCGUCCUUUUUGAUUGAGAUUGCAAUUCAAGUGGGAAUACCAGAAGACACAAUUCGAUUAAUACCGGGAGAUGUGGACCCUAACAUAUUUUUGAUACAUCCUAAAGUAUCAGUAGUUUCUAUUUUUGAUGAUCUCUACAAAGAAAAAUAUUUAGUUGCAAACCAUUUUAAUAAAAAACUGAUCAAUUUUUAUUCGUCGGGUAUUCCAAUGAUAAUUUUUGAUAACUGUGACUUGGAUUCAGCGUGUCACGCAGUGGUCAAUGGUGUUUGGGGGUUCACAGGAAUGCUACCUUGGUCAGUACGAAGUAUUUUCGUUCAAGAAAACGUUUUCGAAACAUUUAUACAAAAACUUAAACACAAAAUUAAAGAAAUAAGAGUGGGGCAAAGCGACAAGAAAAAUUUAGAUAUUUCAUCAUCACUUGAUAAUGAUGCGCUGGAAAAACUGGUAAAAAUUAUUGAAAAGGCGAAAAAUGAUGGUGUUGAAGUUUUCCAAUCAAAUAAUAACGCAAUUCCAACACUAUUCAUCGGGGGAAACGUUUUCCACAAUAAUGUUAUUGUUGAGGAUGCCAUCAAAGUCCCAAUUGUAACUUUAACCGCUUUUCGAACGAUUAAUGAAGCCGCUGCAUUGUCAAACAACACAAGACAAGGUUUAGCGGCUUCAGUGUGGACGGAAAGUACAAGUUUAGCCAACGAAAUAAUCGGAAAACUCAAAGUCGGGACUGUUUGGAUCAAUUCUCAUGGAUUAUUCGCCGCCGAUAUUCCAUUUUCACCUUUCAAAAGCAGCGGAAAUGCUUUCUUCGGUGGAAAUGAAGGGUUUUACGAGUACGUUGAUGUAAAAAGUUUGAAAACCGAAACCACUUCACAAGUGCAAAAUGCUGAAAGCAUGGAAAAAGCUAUAAAUGAGGCAAAAAAGGCUCAAGACGGGUGGUUUAAACUUGAUGAGUUUGAAAGAAUGAAAAACAUCCAAGCGAUAGCUCAAGAUAUACAAAAAAAUAAAACAUGGGGUCUACCAGAGAAUUGGAUAAAUAAUUGGGUAACUAUAAUUCAUGAUUACAUCUCAAAUCAGUCAUCAAAUAUUGUCAAGAAGAAAAAAAGCUUCAAUGUUGUUGCAAUACGAGAACCUUGUGGAGUUAUAGCUAUUGAAAAUUCUGAAGAUAAAGAAAUGCACAACAAAAAAUUAAUAAUUGCAGCACUGAUUGAAGGCAACUCUGUUAUUAUUUUGAAUGAUGCAAAAGACACAAACGAUUUUUAUACGUUUGUAACGAAAUUGCUGCCUAAGGGGGUUUUAACGCUGGUUUCACAUUCACAAGAGGCUACCAAAAUAGCAGCUUUACAUAAGGAGUUGAAUGUUUAUAUUGGAGAAAAGAACAACAAAGUUUUUUGCUCCCUGCCAUUAAAAACUUCCAGUAAAUUUAAAGUGGUUAAAACCGACGAGUGGUAUUUGAUUCGUAAUAAGGUUACCUUAGUAAAAAGUGUUUGGUUUAAUAAAGGAUUAUCAUUUGUUUGAAAAUUUCAUGAAACGGUGAAAAAUAAAACAUUGUUCCAAAUA
This is a messenger RNA of Tribolium madens (black flour beetle), 2381 nucleotides long. RefSeq names its product betaine aldehyde dehydrogenase-like. The transcript has 7 exons. NCBI's taxonomy places the organism in Eukaryota, Metazoa, Arthropoda, Insecta, Coleoptera, Tenebrionidae. The record is from RefSeq and is a predicted model, not a curated record. Gene Ontology annotation, molecular function: oxidoreductase activity, acting on the aldehyde or oxo group of donors, NAD or NADP as acceptor. Bases 213 to 2339 code for a protein of 708 amino acids.